This is a messenger RNA of Colletotrichum tamarilloi, 1620 nucleotides long. RefSeq names its product maltose permease MAL61. Gene Ontology annotation, cellular component: membrane. The transcript is spliced from 4 exons. Gene Ontology annotation, biological process: transmembrane transport; carbohydrate transport. The record is from RefSeq and is a predicted model, not a curated record. Lineage: Eukaryota; Fungi; Ascomycota; Sordariomycetes; Glomerellales; Glomerellaceae. Gene Ontology annotation, molecular function: carbohydrate:proton symporter activity. The coding region runs from base 1 to 1620 and encodes 539 amino acids.
AUGACUUCACCAAAGGCUGACGACACAAAGAUGCAGGACCCGGAGUGCAAUCACUUUGAGACAGCAAAGACUGGUACCGGGAUUGCAACUGUCGGUGCUGGGACUGGUGAAGACAUCAUCAACGCAGAAAGGCAGCUCUCGGUCCUUGAGAAUGCAAAAAGGCAUUGGCGAGCUCUGCUCAUAGCUUCCGUAGCCUUUUCCGCCGGCAUCGUCUUCGCCUACGACACAGUCACCAAUGGAGCCUCGAUCUCGAUGCCCUCGUUUCUACUAUACUUUGGCGAAAUCGGACCGACAGGACCCUAUCUCCCUUCCAUCUGGACCUCGUUGUGGACUGCAAUGUCUUCACUUACGCAGGCCCUUGGUGCCAUUUUGGUUGGCUUCGUUUCUGAUCGAUAUGGGCGGAAGUGGCCAUCCUGUGCUGCAGCUAUUUUGACUUUAGUCGGCGCUGCGGUGCAGUAUAUCGCUGUGCCGCGUGCAACUCUAAUGGGCGGCAAGAUGAUUUCGGGUCUGGGUAUUGGUGCUGUGAUGGCCACCGCUACGACGUACAUCGGUGAAGUGUCGCCUCUGAAACUUCGCGCUCCAUUACAGACCUGUUUCGUCAUCUUUGUUCUUCUCACCCAGGGUCUGGCAUUGGGCGUGAUCCGCAUAUUCGUUCCUGAUAUUCGAGAGCAAGCGUUCAGGACGGUCAUUGCUAUCCAGUGGGCCGUUGGUGGCUUAGCUGUUAUCACCUGGGCUGUGGCACCAGAGUCCCCUAUUUGGUUGAUCAAGAAGGGCAAGAUUGAAGCUGCGCGAAAGGUCAUGCAUAAGAUCUACGGUCCAAAUCACCCCGAUGAGCGCCUCGAGUAUGAGAUACAAGCUAUCCGCGCGGAACAAGAACUCGAAAUGAACAACAACGCUACAUACGCAGCAUGUCUUCAGGGCCAUAACCGGAAGAGGUCUUUGACCGUCGCGUUUCUUUACUCGACAGCCAACAUUGGCGGCGCCCCCUUUCUAGCUCAGAACAUCUACUUCCUCAUUACUGCCGGUCUUGAGGCCGUUCACUCUUUCGACAUUGGUAUCGGCGGCUUCGCUUUUGCUGUGCUGAUUAUCAUGGCUAGUGGAGCAUAUCUGCAGCGUAUUAGUCGGCGAAACGUCGUGCUGCUAGGCCUCGUGAUCAACCUUCUUUUCAUGGUUAUCAUUGGCACGCUUUACUGGGCCACAAACAAGGGCGGCCUUUGGGCAAUCGCUGUUUUGAUGAACCUACUCAUCUCCCUACAGUCGGCGUUCCUGCAAGGCGCUGGUUGGCCUAUCGCCGCCGAGAUCCCAUCGUACGCGCUUCGUGCCAAAACGUUGUCUAUCGGCAUUUGCGCGCAGACCUUCACGACUUGGCUGUUCAACUUCAUCACCCCUUACAUGUAUAACGUUGACUCUGGCAAUCUCGGAGCCCGCACCGGGUUCAUCUACGCUGGAACAUCCGUGUUCUUGCUGGCAGGGGCUUGGUUUCUUGUCCCAGAUACCACGGGUAUGACGACGGAGGAAAUUGACAAGGCUUAUGAGUCUGAACUGACGCCCAGGAGGUUUCAAAAGCACGCUAUUCCGGCUCAUAUGGGCCAUGAUGGCAAGUCGUUGCGAGAUAUUUGA